Sus scrofa (pig) is the source of this 5656-nucleotide messenger RNA. The record is from RefSeq and is a predicted model, not a curated record. Lineage: Eukaryota; Metazoa; Chordata; Mammalia; Artiodactyla; Suidae.
UUAAAUCUUUUCAUAUUGUCUUUCUCCUUUUGUGAACUAUAUACACACUUGUUAAUAUUUCUUCAAUUGUUAGAACUUUUUAUAUAUUAAUUCCAUUCGAAUACAUGUUAGUAUUUCCCUAUUUUUCUUGUUUAUUUUCUACUUCCAGAAACUAAGUAAAUUGCAUGUAGAUAGCUACAUUUAUUCACCUUUUAAGAUUAAUUUAUCAGCUUCUAUAGUUAGAAAGCUUUUCUCCAUUCUAAGGUUGGCUAUUCAUCUGCCUAUUCUUUUAUAUGUACCUGCAUACAUUUAACAUUUCUCACUCGAAUUCAAUUGUAAUUGAUUUCACUUCAUUAUUAUUAUUGUUUGGCUUUGCCCUCUGCAUACAGAAGUUCUCACGCCAGGGCAGGGACACCGGAUCCUUAACCCACCAGGGAACUCCAGUUGUAAUUAUUCUUAUGCAUAUUUUGAUAGGGACUCUAACCCAAUCACUGUGUCCCAGCACCAUCUGAAAGCAGCCAUGCCUUUCUUUAUCAAAUGCACGGGAAUCGUGAGCACCCCUCCAGGAAAUGCCUGGUUACUGCGCAGAACCGCGGCGAGGGGGUCACCGGAACAACAAUUUGAAAACGUCAGUAACUGAGGUCUUCACUGCGUCCUGUGAGGCUCCUCCUGUCAGCUGGUGUGUGCACCCCAGGAAAGCAGUUCAGCCUCUGUGGCUUCUGUUUCCUCUUGGACCCCGCAGAAGUCUGCAUCGGGUUGCUUACACAAGGUCAACCAGAAUUAACAUGUCUGGGACUGAAGAAACAGUUCUUGGAGGCCGCGACAGGCAUCCUACUGGUGGCAACUCUGUAUUAUGCUUUGGUCAGUACCAGUACACAGCAGAAGAGUACCAGGCCAUCCAGAAUGCUCUGAGGCAGAGGCUGGGCCCAGAAUAUAUAAGUAGCCGCAUGGCUGGAGGAGGCCAGAAGGUGUGUUACAUUGAGGGUCACAGGGUAAUUAAUCUGGCCAAUGAGAUGUUUGGCUACAAUGGCUGGGCCCACUCUAUCACACAGCAGAAUGUGGAUUUUGUUGACCUUAACAAUGGCAAGUUCUACGUGGGAGUCUGUGCAUUUGUGAGAGUCCAGUUGAAGGAUGGCUCGUAUCACGAAGACGUGGGUUAUGGUGUUAGCGAGGGCCUCAAGUCAAAAGCCUUGUCUCUGGAAAAGGCGAGGAAGGAGGCAGUGACAGACGGGUUGAAGCGUGCACUGAGAAGUUUUGGGAAUGCACUUGGAAAUUGUAUUCUGGACAAAGACUAUCUGAGGUCCCUUAACAAGCUUCCACGCCAGCUGCCUCUUGAAGUAGAUUUAACGAAAGCAAAGAGACAAGAUUUUGAACCAUCUGUGGAACAAGCCAGAUAUAGCAGCUGCCGACAGAAUACAGCUCUGGUGCCCCCCAAGCCACAGGAGGUGACCUCCCCUUGCAGACCCAGCUACUCCAAUGGCCCCCAUGUUGUGACACAGGGGGAUAAGGACAGCAGCUCCCGAAGCCUGGCCUCCUGCACUAUGGAUAGUGAUGCCACAUACCUGCGGAAGCUCCGGCAGAAACAGCUGCAGCAGCAGUUCCGGGAGAAAAUGGAGAGGCAGCAGCAGGGUCCCCCCUCUACUCUACCCACUGAAAAGAAGGAUCAAGGACCACUGGCGAAGCACAGCACUCCCGGAAUUGCUGUUUCAGAGCCACUCACUAAGACAGCCGUCCUUGCAGACAGUCUUGAAAUGUGGGACAUGGUUCUUGAUGUAGCAGACAGUGUGGUCCAGCCCUUGGCUAAACCAGAACCACUGCAGACCCCUGCCACCUCAGUCCCGAAGAACCAGAUGGAGACUCAGAACAGGACCCACCAGAAUCCACAAGCAAAACCUGAACCCUGGCACUUCCAGACUCACCAUCUUAACCAGCACAUAGCAGGAGACUGUGAUUCCUCUAGGAAGAACCAGGACAUGAAGAAAAGGAAAUUAGAUCCAUCUUAACCGAGGCAGGUGACCUCACUGGACUCUGUCACAAAGGGACUUUCAGAAAUUAUGCUUUGAUCAUGAAAUGAUUUAUCAUUUGUACAUAAGUCAAAUCAGAGCUAAUGAAAUCAUGAAUGUGCUUUACCUCCAGGGAUUUACCUUGCUUCUUCCAGAACUUUACCAGAUUUGACUGUUGGAAGCUGCUACAGAUAAAGCUGGGCAACUGGAAAACAGGCAGUUAAAGAGAGCUUGUCACACAGUCCAGGUUGGGAAGCUCUGCGGAGAUUAAACACUCAAGGUUCUUCACUGUUUAUUCCUAAGCUAUUACAUUUAAAAAAAAAAAAAAGACAUUCUAGGCGUCACCAGUGGCUACCUUCCUUUAAACAAUGUAAGCCUUAUUCCCAAGCACCAAACUUGACAGGGGCCCAUAGUGCAUUUACUGUGAGUGACCUCUGACCUUUCACUGCAGGGCUCCACAAGUGAGGCUAGUCUUCCCAUAUGAGUCUUUUUUUUUUUUUUUGGUUUUUUGCCAUUUCUUGGGCCACUCCCGCAGCAUAUGGAGGUUCCCAGGCUAGGGGUGUAAUCCGAGCUGUAGCUGCCAGCCUACGUCAGAGCCACAGCAAUGUGGGAUCCGAGCUGCGUCUGCCACCUAACGCCAUAGCUCAUGGCAACGCUGGAUCCUUAACCCACUAAGCAAGGGCAGGGACCGAACCCGCAACCUCAUGGUUCCCUAGUCGGAUUCGUUAACCACUGCGCCACAACAGGAACUCCCGAGUCUUAUUAUUAUAGGUUCAUGAUGUCACUAUCUGCAUUUUUUCCUGAUCAAGGAAACAAUAAGACCAGAGAAAAGGCAUUUUAAGAAAGCAAAAUAAAUCCUACUUUGUAAUAAAAUGGCACGCAUCUAUUUUUAUUGUGCUUUACAGAUUUUACACACACACACACACACACACACACACCCACCCCCAGUUGAAGGUUUUUGGCAACCCAGUGUCAGGUAUUUUUCCGACGAUGUUUUUUUUUAUUUUUAAUUUUUGUACCCAGUUUAUUUCAUUUCAGUACUGAAUUGCUUCAAAGAGGAUAAGACUUUUUUUUGGGGGGGGAUGUGUUUUCAUUUAUUGAGGUUUUAAUUCCAGCAGUGUUUUAAAGUAUAUAUUUUAGGGAGUUUCCUGGUGGCACAGAAGAUUAAGGAUCCAGCAUUGUGAUUGCUGUGGCUUGGGUCACUGCUGUAGUGUGGGUUGGAUCCCUGGUCCGGGAACUUCUGCGUGCUGCGGGUGUGGCUGGCCAAAAAGGGGAAAAAAAGUAUAUAUUGUUUUAGAUAUGAUGCUAUUUACUACACACUUGACUGACUGUAGUAUAAACAUAGCUUUUAUGUGCACUGAGAAAAACCCAAAAAUCUGUGUGACAUAAGUAGCUAUUUAUAUCCACCUAUUUCAGAUGUAAGAUAUAACCCAAUUUAUAAUAAAUUUAAAAAAAAUUUUUGGCCAUGUCCACAGUAUGUGGAGACUUCUGGGCCAGGGAAGGAACCUGUGCCACAGCAGCAACAAUGCUAGAUUCUUAACCUGUUGCACCAUAAGAGAACUCUCUUUUUGUGUUUAGAUGUUUCAUAAUUCUUUCCUCCAGAUAAUGAGUGUGCAUUUUGGGCAGGACCAUGAACCUGAUCUUCAAGUGGUGGCUUUUAUUAUUUGAUGGCACACAGGCCCAUUUGUGGGAAGCCAUGAGCCUGAAGCACUGAAGGCAGUGAGCCAUCGCUGUCCCUUUGGAAGAUGAAGAGGUGGUGGCUUUCCCUGACUUCCUUUUACCUCACCUGCCUCUGCACAGCUUUGGUCAUUUAUUUUUGAUUUUGAUAUCCUUACCAUUGUCUUCAGAAAAAAAUAUCUUCCUUGUCUGCAGUAUCUUGCUUCAGGUCAGAGCUGCUGCUUAAAUCCAGUUAUAAACUGUACACAAGUCAAAUCAGAGCUAAUGAAAUCAUGAAAAAGGCAUUUGCUGAAAAUGAAACCCCAUAGCUCAACAAAAGCAAGUAUGGUUUAUUUGAAUGGCUUCGUUAAGUCCAUCUACAAAGGCAACAAAAGGGAGCAAGAAGUGCGACCCUGGGGUUGGUGCCGAACGCAUGAGUGAUGGCUGCCGAGAAUCCCCAAGGUUUGAAUUCAGUUUAUUUUUUUUUAAACAGUGUACAUUGUUAAAUAAUGUAAGGAAAACAUUUAUAAUUCAGAAAGACUUUUUAAUGUGAAAAAAGAUACUCAGUGUACUAUUAACACAAAAAUAAUUUAAACAGUUCAGUAGCACUAGUUCAUUCCUCUAGGCUUCAGUUAUUUCAUCCACAGGAGGGGAAAAAAAAAAAUCAACAGUAAAUAAAACCAGUUCUCACUUUCCAUGUGUGAGUGAAGAGAUCUCAGAAUGAUUAAACCAAAGUAACAAAACAUCCUGUGCUGCAUUUGGCUCCCUUGUUCCUCCGGUACAAAGUACUGUCCCCUUUGUCUCAGGUGUCAAGUCUCCCACUUCCCUGGCACUUCUGUCCUUACUCUUACCAUCUCCCCGAAGAUUAUAAACAGAGAAAAAGUAAACGGUUUCAAAGCAAAGCUUGGGAUGCCUGCCCUUUUCACUUCUACUUUCCUAAAACCUUCAGCUUUCAUUUGCAUCUUUGGGGACUCAGCUUUAAAGAAAACGGCCAAUGAAGGACAGGACAGCCAACCAGGCUCUUCCUAUCAUGGUGAUUCCUGGGAUGUGCCACUGAGGUGGGUAAGAGGUUGGAGAUAGUCAGUUUCCCAGCUCAACAAUCAAGAGAAGCAGCACCCAAAAAAUUCAGAGUCCUAGCUUCCUUCCUCAUCUUCUGAGAGAACAGAGAUCUCAAACAUAGCCAAUUAGGAGAGUAUUUCCUGAAAGCUCUGAAAAUGAUACAACUGCCCAUACAACCAGGCAGAGCACUACAUAAUACUGGUUGGUUGCAGUUACUACUUACCGGGAAUAUUUGUUUAUAUAAAAAUGUGAGAAUAUCUGCUGCAACUCUAGAAAUAAAUGUGGCACAAGAGAUUAUGAUCCUGCAACCUUGUGGACAUUAUAUAAGAAGUGGGUAGGAUUAAGCAUUCUUUCCUACAAUAUGCAAUUCAGAGGCAGGUCCACUUUCCACAAACUAUAGUACCCCAAGCUGAGAAAUGCAUGGUACAUUUUCAACAAGAGGAAAGCAAUCCAAGCCAUUUUUUAAGAGCAACUUUCUCUAUCUGUGACAUUUCACUAUCGUACUUCCCAACUUAAAAACUAGUCCCCACCCCCUUGCUUGUAUAUUCAGCCAUUUUCUUCUAGGUCUCAUCUGUUUAAGCCCAGCUCAAAUAAGUAAGGCUAUGGCGUCCACUGGCCAAGCAUCAUACGACUUCAAAACAAGUUUGUUCUCUUCUCCAGUCAUUCUUUUCUUUCAUCACUUAUCACACACCACCCUCCAUCUUUUAAAUUGCCCAAUAUUGUUACAACACCCCUCCUCACUUGUCCUGAAACAGUUUUCUGCUUUUAACCACUGAUGUCAACUUAACUUCUCAUCCUGCUCAUCGUACACCUGCUCUAGACAAAAUUGUUGAAUGACUUGGAAAAAAAAAAAUACUCUUUUCAAUUUCCUUACGGCAUAAUCCACUGCUGGAGCCACAUGGACCUGAGGUUUCCUUCCAUGUGUCCUUUGCUGACUGGGGUCUGAUGAGAAGUUGAUG